This is a messenger RNA of Acanthopagrus latus (yellowfin seabream), 3482 nucleotides long. Its product is annotated as calcium homeostasis modulator protein 2-like. The coding region runs from base 1525 to 2490 and encodes 321 amino acids. Lineage: Eukaryota; Metazoa; Chordata; Actinopteri; Spariformes; Sparidae. The transcript is spliced from 3 exons. Gene Ontology annotation, molecular function: monoatomic cation channel activity. The record is from RefSeq and is a predicted model, not a curated record.
GAGUUCAUUUGGCAGGCUCUCGUAUUUUUGCAGAAGCUCUUUUUUUUUCUCUUCGUCCUGUGCCUCGGUGGUUAUACUUUCUGUUAAUCUAAGGGGUUUCUAUCAGUGCCUGUUUCUGUUUUGUUCUCUCUCCCCUUCCCCAUUUGAUUAUGCUACAGCUUUUACUUCCUCUCCAGUUCUUCCCUUUAUUUUGUUUUUUUAAUGCAUCUCAUAACAGCCAACACACCGUCUCAACUCUCAUGAGCACAACAAUCUGAAAUCUGAGCAAAAUCAAUCUGACCCACCAGCCCGAUCAGCAAACAGACGUGGUGAGGCACGCCGGUUUUGCUAUCCCGCGUUCUAACAUGGACUCUGCUUCCUUUGAAUUACAUUUUUCUUGAGUAUGACCAGCUGGUAGGAAAAAUGAGUCUUCCUGUAGGAAUAGACUCAGAUUGAAUCAAUCCCAAUCUUUAUCUAUUUAAAGACAAGGGCCUGAAAUAGAAAAAAAUACAUCUGUAUUCCUUACUAAACAGAAAAAUACAACCAUACACCUUCUGAUUUCCAAGACGAGCUUAACUUCCUCAUUAACUCAUCAUAAAACCCUGGUCUGUCUUUGUAAAUCUCCUCUGGUCUGGUUGAAAAUAAAUCCCCAAUUAACAGAGUGAAAUGUGAAAAUAUUUCAGCUCUAAACGCGCUCGUCUGCUGCACAUCUCCUCAGUCCCCACCCGCUGGGUGGUGUUGUCCGCAGAGUCACAGUCCUGUUCAGGGCUGCUGUAAAUCACCUCCAUACUGUCUUCAGUCUAUGUUCUGACUUCAAACUCAGUCUUUGAACCCCCUCACACUCUGGCCACAUUCUGCAGAUUAAACCUUUAAUAUAGCAACAAACAGCUAUUCGCUAUGUAAAGGUAAAGUGGAUUAAUGAAGUCCUGAGCAGACAUUAAAGUUACGCUCCCCCUGCAUGCAUUGUAAUCUGAGUGUAACUGAAAAUAAGACUCAAUCAACCGUAUUCAUUAAAGAAUCAUACACUGCAACUUUAAAGACAAUGUGUUUCAAAACUGUUAUUGGAAUUCUGAUUUAAACUAAAUCUGCAUCAAUCACUAUCCUCAAACUCAGUUUAGCAGCAUACUGAGUACUCAGGUUUCUGAUGUAUGAUUCAUGCAGACUCUCAGUUCAGGGGCAGCCCCGCUUUGUCAGAAGCUCUGCCCUGUGGUUCUGCAACAGAUGUUUUCACUUACAGAUCUUCUUUCACGCGGGAGGAAACUAGAGGGCAGUUCCUGACUGUGAGUCAUCACUGGUGCCCCGGCUGCUAACACAGACACAAAAAGAGGGACCUCUCUCUUCAGUCUCGCAUGUAUAACGUGUUGAAGUUGGACAUAUUUUCACAGUUUUUUUUCCCUCCGAUGCUGUGCGCUGGGUGUUUUUAAUGGAUUAUAGGGGCUGAGUCACAUGUCCCGCCUCAGGACACUGGCAGAGCCCUGACAUUGUAAACCAGACCCACAGCUCUUCACUUCAGUUAUUCUCAGUCAAAAGACAAAACACCUCAACAUGGCUGCUGCUGCACUCGUCACAGAGAACUUUAAGUUUGUGUCCCUCUUCUUCAAGAGCAAAGAUGUGAUGAUCUUCAACGGUCUGAUCGCUCUGGGAACGGUGGCCGGCCAGACUGCGUACAAUGUUUUUGCCUUUCACUGCCCAUGUUCCUCUGGGAGGAACUACCGCUAUGGCCUGGCUGCCAUCGGUGUCCCAGCACUGGCAUUUUUCCUGGUGGGAAUAAUGAUGAACAAGAACACAUGGGACCUUGUGUCCGAGUGCCGGCUCAGGAACUGCAGGAAGCUGUCGGGGGCUGCUGCCUUUGCGCUGCAGGGAACCAUCAUAGGUCGAGCCGUGGUAGCUCCUUUAACGUGGGUGGUUAUCUCUCUGUUGCAGGGCCAGGCGUACACAUGUGCCCUCAGUGAGUUUGUUAACUCGAGUACACUGGUCGGUUUUCCCAGUGAUCAGGGGUCAGAGGUCAUGGCGAAAUUCCCGUGUAAAGAAGAUGUUCCGACAGAGGUGCGAGUCUUCUGGCCUGAAAUUGAGCGGCAGCUGAAAUAUGAAUCUCAGCUGAUAGGCUGGCUGCUGGUGGCAGGAACCUCUGUGGCUGUGUUCCUGAUGCUGUGCAUGAAGCGCUGCACCUCUCCUCUGGGUUACCUGCAGGAGGACUACUGGUCCGAGUACCGCUCGAGUGAAAAGGCCCUCUUCGAGCGCACGGCAGCCGUCCACGCCCGCCUCCUGGCCGCAGAGAACAUAAAGAGCUUCUUCGGCUUUGUGGCACUGGACAAGGAUGAGAAGGAGCAGGCGGCUGAGUAUCAGACCGCCACUCCCAUCUGCAGCACUAACUGGAACAGAGUGACCGGUGUCUACCUCUACAGGGAGAAGAAUAAGCUGCCGCUGUACAGCAGGCUCAACAAGUGGGCCACAUACAACCAAGAGCAUAAUGAGGAGGCAAUGGAGAAAGAGAUGGACAUGAUCUACUGAUGGUAGACUUCUGGAAAGAUGGUCGUUAUCUACCCUGAGAUCAGAUGAGGGGAUGCAGAGUGUAACCCCUGUGGGAAGCGCACGGUCUAGGUUCACAUUCGUGGAGUUCCCAGUCACAACCGGAGCAAGUCACUGUAACAUAGACAAUAUUUUGAAGUAGUUACAUAAUGAUGCCUUGAGAUUUUUUUUUUUUUAAGGAGAAAAUUUACGUACAGGAGGUUAACCAAGUGUUUACAAAGCUGGGAUGCUGUGUCAGACAUGAAGAAGCACAAAACACAAUCAUUUGUGUGGUUUUUGGAAGUAUUCCUGAAGCUCAUGUGGUGUCAGUAGAUCCAGGAUGCCCCUUUUCAUACCCGAUCAUGUGACUUUCUAUGUUUACCUGUAAAAGGUGUUUUUGGAACAUGACCGACAUUUCCCAGUCUUUUGUUGCUCCUGUCCCAGCUUGUGUAAAAUGUUCUGCUUGCAUCAAAUUCAGAAUAAGCAUAUUAACAAAAGACUUUGUCUUACACAGAAUCCCAACUCUGCAAGGAGGGUAAAGAAGUUCUCAGGAUGCCACAGAAAUAUCCCACCUGCAUAUUUGUGUAGACAUCUGUUGUCUUUGUCACUGACAUAUUCUGAAUUAAUAAUGAUCAAAUGUACCUCCUUUACUCACUUCCAGUGCGAUCUAAGAUAUAAAACAAAAUUCCAUCAAUUGGAAGUUGCAUUGAUGUGGUCGGUCAUUUUUCAACAGAUUCUUAUUUAGGAAAAAACUGUAUCUAAAAUACACCCUCAUUUAUAGCUGGUAUCAAUGUUUGUUUUGUUUUGUUCCCAUAAUGUUUUUGGUCAAGUGACAAACCAAAUGAAUAUUCUAUAUUGCAGCGUGUUUGCUUUGAAAGAAAGAGCCACCAUAAUUGCAUUUGUGUGUUUGGAUGUGUCUCUGUAGCGUUCUUGCAGUGUUCUGUAUAUGCUAAAUGUUUUUCAAGUGCUGCACAUGUGUUCUCAAAUUGAUGAAG